Molecule: messenger RNA, 6094 nt
Organism: Xiphias gladius (swordfish)
Lineage: Eukaryota; Metazoa; Chordata; Actinopteri; Istiophoriformes; Xiphiidae
Gene: flii
Product: FLII actin remodeling protein
Exons: 31
Coding region: 461-4318 (1285 amino acids)
Biological process (GO): actin filament severing; myofibril assembly; barbed-end actin filament capping
Cellular component (GO): nucleus; cytoplasm; actin cytoskeleton
Molecular function (GO): actin filament binding; phosphatidylinositol-4,5-bisphosphate binding
Source: RefSeq, a predicted model, not a curated record
CCGCUAUCUCUGAAUGACUUGACACAAUUUAAUUCUGAAAGCUGACAGGUGUUUUGUUGCAUAUGUGCCACGAUCAAAGAGCUUGUUACGAAGAAAGAAACAGCUCUAAGAUUUUAGUCUUGAAAAGGAGAAGACAUUUUUUGUUGAAUAAAUGUCCUAUUAUAUAAACGCAUCACUUUAAUGCAGAGACAGGCGUCUGAGCCGGUAAAUAUUGUGGAGGAUGGACUAGCAAAUCCUUAUUCCAAAGUAGGAAACUGACACUGUCCAUGGGUGUACCACGGGAGGGCGCUGAACUCACAUGAUUACGCUCUCCGGUCCACACUCCGGAGCAGAAGGUGGCGGUAAAGCACCUAAACCGCCGGUAAACAUCCAAGAGAAGAGCAGUAGUUUACCAGCCACAGCCCUCUACCUCUGGACCAAAAUAGACAGUUGAGGGCUGAGCAGCUGACUUCAACUAGAAAUGGCUGCCACCGGAGUUCUUCCCUUCAUAAGGGGGGUAGACCUCAGUGGAAACGACUUCAAAGGUGGGUACUUCCCAGAGCAUGUCAAGUGUAUGAGCAGUCUGCGAUGGCUGAAACUGAACAGGACAGGACUGUGUUACCUACCAGAAGAGCUAGCCUCUCUGCAGAAGCUGGAGCAUCUUUCAGUGAGUCACAACAGCCUGACCACCUUACAUGGAGAACUGUCCAGCUUACCAAACCUACGGGCGGUGGUAGCCAGAGCCAACAACCUGAAAAACUCUGGAGUCCCAGAUGACAUCUUUCAACUAGAUGAUCUCUCUGUGCUGGACCUGAGCUACAAUCAACUGACGGAGAUCCCCAGGGACUUGGAGAACAGCAGGAACAUGCUGGUGCUGAAUCUGAGCCACAACAGUAUCGACUCCAUCCCCAACCAGCUGUUCAUCAACCUGACAGACCUGCUGUACUUGGACCUGAGCGACAACAAGCUGGACAGCCUGCCACCCCAGAUGAGACGCCUGGUGCACCUGCAGACUCUCAUACUGAACAACAACCCACUGAUGCAUGCCCAGUUGCGCCAGCUGCCAGCCAUGGUGGCAUUACAGACUCUCCACUUGAGGAACACCCAGAGGACCCAGAGCAAUAUGCCCACCAGCCUGGAGGGACUGACACAUUUAGCAGAUGUUGACCUGUCAUGUAACGACCUGACUCGGGUGCCAGAGUGCCUCUAUUCACUGGGCAGUCUGAAGAGACUCAACCUGAGCAGUAAUCAGAUCUCUGAACUCUCCCUCUGCAUUGACCAGUGGACUCAGCUGGAGACACUUAACCUGAGCCGUAACCAGCUCACCUCACUGCCCUCUGCCAUCUGUAAGCUGUCCAAACUGAAGAAGCUGUAUGUAAACUCCAACAAACUGGACUUUGACGGGGUUCCACCAGGUGUGGGCAAACUCUCCAGCCUCACUGAGUUCAUGGCCGCUAACAACAACCUGGAACUCAUCCCUGAGGGACUCUGCAGGUGUGGCAAGUUGAAGAAGCUGGUGCUGAAUAAAAACCGCCUGGUGACACUGCCUGAGGCCAUCCACUUCUUGACUGACUUGGAGAUUCUGGAUGUGCGUGAGAACCCCAACCUGGUGAUGCCUCCUAAACCAGUCGACAGAGCAGCAGAGUGGUACAACAUUGACUUCUCCCUACAGAACCAGCUCCGGCUGGCCGGGGCCUCGCCUGCUACUGUAGCAGCUGCUGGAGGAGGAGCCAGCCCCCGAGAUCACCUGGCAAGGAAGAUGAGGCUAAGGAGGAGGAAGGACUGCUCUCAGGACGAUCAGGCAAAGCAGGUGCUCAAGGGCAUGAGUGAUGUCGCGCAGGAGAAGAAGAACUUAGAGGAGAACGGGGACUUGAAAUACAGUGAUAUGAAGAUCCGACGCUGGGACAAAAGUCUAGAGAAGCCUCAACUAGACUACUCUGAGUUCUUUAUGGAAGACGUGGGGCAGGUUCCAGCUGUAUCGGUGUGGCAGAUAGAGAACUUUAUUCCCAUCCAAGUGGAUGAAGCUUUCCAUGGCAAGUUCUAUGAGGCGGACUGCUACAUCGUCCUCAAGACCUUCCUGGAUGAUAACGGAGCGCUAAACUGGCAGAUCUUCUACUGGAUCGGCCAGGAGGCCACGCUGGACAAGAAGGCUGGCUCUGCCAUCCAUGCCGUCAACCUCAGAAAUUUCCUCGGUGCAGAGUGCAGGACUAUAAGGGAAGAGAUGGGAGAUGAGAGCGAGGAGUUUAGCGCCGUGUUCAACAAUGAGAUCUCCUACAUUGAAGGAGGAACAGCCAGUGGAUUCUACACUGUUGAGGACACACACUAUUCUGUCAGGUUAUACAGGGUUUAUGGCAAGAAAAACAUUAGAUUGGAGUCUGUACCUGUAAAAGCCUCCUCCCUCGACCCACGUUAUGUCUUCCUGUUGGACACAGGGCCGGAAAUCUUUGUCUGGAGAGGAGCCAACGCUACGCUCAGCGGUACCACGAAGGCCAGGUUAUUUGCAGAAAAGAUAAAUAAGAAUGAGCGUAAGGGGAAGGCAGAGAUCAUAACCCUGAUGCAGAACCAGGAGCCUCCAGGGUUCUGGGAGGUGCUGGGGGGACAACCAGAAGAGAUCAAGAAACACGUACCAGAUGACUUCUCUCCCAUCAGACCUAAACUGUACAAGGUGGGCUUGGGUUUGGGCUACCUGGAGCUGCCUCAGGUUAACUACAAGCUGUCAGUGGAGCACAAAGACCACAAGAUCAAACUAGACACCCUGCCAGAGCUGAGACUGGUGCAGUCUCUGCUUGACACAAAGUGCGUGUACAUCCUGGACUGCUGGUCUGAUGUGUUCAUCUGGAUCGGAAGGAAGUCUCCCCGUCUCGUCCGAGCUGCUGCCUUAAAACUGGGCCAGGAGAUCUGCUCCAUGCUGCACCGGCCCAAACAUGCCUGUGUCACCCGCAACCUGGAGGGCACCGAGUGUCAGGUGUUUAAGUCCAAGUUUAAGAAUUGGGACGAUGUGUUGAAGGUGGACUACACCAGAGCAGCUGAGACCGUACAACAGAAUGACAACCUGCAGGGCAAGGUGAAGAAGGACGCAGAGCAGAAAGACCAGAUGAAGGCUGACCUCACAGCUCUCUUCCUUCCCAGGCAGCCAGCCAUGCCCCUCACUGAGGCUGAGCAGUUGAUGGAGGAGUGGAAUGAGGACCUGGAUGGCAUGGAAGGAUUUGUGUUGGAGGGAAAGAAGUUUGCUCGCCUGCCCGAGGAAGAGUUUGGGCAUUUCUACACACAGGACUGCUAUGUCUUCCUCUGCAGGUACUGGGUGCCUGUGGAGUACGAGGAGGAGGAGGAGAAGGAGAAGGAGAAGAAGGAGGGCGGUGGAGGUGGAGGAGGAGGUGGUGGUGGUGGUGGUGGUGGUCGAGGAGGAAGAGGAGGAGGAGGAGGAGGAGGAGAGGAUGAGGAGGACGACAAACAGCCAGAGGAGGACUUCCAGUGUGUGGUUUACUUCUGGCAGGGCAGACAGGCCUCCAACAUGGGCUGGCUCACCUUCACCUUCUCCCUGCAGAAGAAGUUUGAGAGUCUUUUCCCUGGAAAACUGAAGGUGGUGCGUAUGACCCAGCAGCAGGAGAACCUCAAGUUCCUGUCCCAUUUCAAGAGGAAAUUCAUCAUCCACAAAGGGAAGAGGAAACAGAAGACCGACUCUGCCCAGCCCUCCCUCUACCACAUACGCACCAAUGGCAGUGCACUUUGCACCAGGACCAUCCAGAUUGGAACAGAUUCAAGCAAUCUCAACUCAGAGUUCUGCUUCAUACUCAAGGUACCAUUUGAGAGCACAGACAAUCAGGGCAUCGUUUACACCUGGGUGGGCAGAGCUGCUGACCCUGACGAAGCCAAACUGGCCGAGGACAUCAUGAACAGCAUGUUCGAUGACACAUACAGUAAACAGGUAAUAAAUGAGGGGGAGGAGCCGGAGAACUUCUUCUGGGUGGGAAUUGGCUCUCAGAAGACCUACGAUGAAGAUGCAGAUUAUAUGAAACAUGCUCGGCUCUUCAGGUGUUCGAAUGAGAAGGGUUAUUUCUCGGUGUCAGAGAAAUGCUCAGACUUCUGUCAGGAUGACUUGGCUGACGAUGACAUCAUGUUGCUGGACAACGGCAAAGAGGUGUACAUGUGGGUCGGUACUCAGACCAGCCAGGUGGAGAUCAAACUUAGUCUCAAAGCUUGCCAGGUUUACAUCCAGCACAUGCGCUCUAAGGACGCUGAACACCCGAGGAAGCUCCGACUGGUGCGGAAGGGAAACGAGCCCCACUGCUUCAUACGCUGCUUCCACGCCUGGGGAGCUUUCAAAACUCCCCCCUCGUAGAUAAACACUCUCUGAAUCGCACAAAGGCUGAAAAAUGCUCACAACUACAUACAGAUUGAUUCGCUGCCAUGUUAUUUUCUACCAGUAAGAAGAUGAUGUCUAUGCCUAUAACCCAGCUUUACCUGAGCUCUGUUUCCUACCCUCCAUCCUGCUCAGCAGCCUUUUUGCCAACAGGUUACUGUCAGAAUUAAGUUUAGCACAACAUCCUCAUCAGUGAGAAUUCUUCUGGUUAAGAAGCUGUUGUCUCGGUUUCUUGUCUUUAGGAUAUAUCAGUUUUUCUACAAGCUUUUUUUAGCAGCGAGUCUAAAUACUGUUGUUGAAUGAAAGAAGAGAAUUAUGUUUUGAGAUAAAAUAGAUCUAAGGUGUACAGAAGCUUUAUAAAAACCCAAAGGGAGGCGAAUCCCCUAACAUAUCAAUCUGUUUUGCUGCCUUCUCGUGGCUUGUGCUGCAUGGUCCGUUUUCAGUGGAGGAGGGUAAGUGCUCAGUAGGACAAGAAUCGCUCCUCCGUGCUUGGUGCCAUUUUGCGCAGCUCAUCUGAAGCAGUUUAGGGCAGAUAAAAGUUGAUUUUACAGUUUUGGGGUUUUUUUGUUUUCCAAUCAUUGAGGGAAUGAACAGAGAACCGCACUAUAAUUGUUUUUCUGAGGAAUGUUGGUUUAUAUAUAUUUUUCUGUUCUGUGGACUAUACAUUGUGUGUGUGUGUGUGUGUGUGUGUGUGUGUGUGUGUGUGUGUGUGUGUGUGUGUGUGUGUGUGUGUGUGUGUGUGUGUGUGUGUGUGUGUGUGUGUGUGUGUGUGUGUGUACACCCUAUGCGCCUUUACUGAAAUGGGGUAUGCCCCUUUUCCCACAGUCGGUUUGAUUUCUGUUCUCACCUCCGCUAACUUGACCACUGACCUGAAAAUUUGUAUGAGAUAUGUUUUAGUCUUACAAAGUAUGAUUCACAUGUAAAGAUGCUCUGGACAGUAAUUUCCUUAGCCAUCUGAAAGUUAAAACAGUUUCAUUUAUUUGGCCAAAGAAAUCUUGAGGUCAGUGUGCAAGCAAUAGUUUGUGAGACAGAGCGUUGUUUUAUGUUUAAGUUCAAGGACAGAUGUUUAAAUGUGCAAUCAGUAAAGGCUGGGAGAUCCUGAAACUAAACAAUACUAAAAAACAAUACAUUACAAGCUGCAUUCAACUUUUCAAAAUGCUUUUCUGGAGCAGAGAGGAUAAGAGGAGCUGAAGAGUUUCUUUCCAAAACUUAUAAUCAUUUCUGAAAAAGUAAAUGAUGUUUAAAAUUUUCCAGGUUCGAACAUUAAGACAGUUUAGUCAGACCCUGAUCUUAAAGUGUUGCUUUCUUUUUCAGAUAUGCUUCUCGUUUUGGAAAAAAACAAUUUCCAAGUUUUAAUGGGAGAUCUGUUGCACCAUAUCAGACACAUAUCUUAAUAAAUAUAAUGACGUCUGGUUCGACUGAUCUCAGAUCAGUAGUUAGUUUUUAUGGUUAACUCAUGCGUGGCCCCAGCGUCAACCUUUGGAGUACAAAACUUCUGCAGUGCGGCUUGUGAUCAUGUAACCUGUGCAGUAUGCAGACAUUGGUUCAAGCAAGACAUCUAUGUAUUCCCAAAUUGCUGCAACUUCCAUCAUUUUGAAUCUUUACUGUAUUGUGUGGGGUGAACUGUAUGCCAGUUAGUGUGUCAAGUCCUACACACAUGUAUAUGAAUAUGUGCACAUGCUCCUGAUGCCACCUGCAGAUGCUUUAUUUAUGUAUUUUAUAUAAAAAUAAAAUCUCACAUCGCAUACUUGGUCA